UCUUGGUAGUGAGGUCACGUUGGUCCCGGGCGAGGUUCAGUCCGAGUCAUUAUGCGGGGUGGUGGGGCAAGAGGGCGGUGGCGGAGGCCGAAGCGCAGAGGUCUUUGUUUCCUUAAAUCUCUUGCUCGGCCUGAAGUUUCGUCUCUGGGCAAGUAACUUCUCAGAUCUGGGGAUGACGAGCGGGACUCGCUGCUCUUGAGUGGUCUGGGAAAGACCCUCUGGGGAUGGUCCCUGGAAUUUCUUCACAUGGCUCCUGAAAAAGUGACCAUCACAGUGCGUCUCAUUCGUUCCUUUGAGCAUCGCAAUUUCAAACCUGUAGUGUAUCAUGGAGUGAACUUGGAUCAGACUGUAAAGGAGUUUAUAGCAUUUUUAAAGCAAGAUGUCUCUUUAAGGACCAACCUGCCACCACCAUUCAGAAAUUAUAAAUACGAUAAGCUAAAGAUUAUUCAUCAAGCACAUAAAUCAAAGUCAAAUGAACUUGUGUUGAGUUUAGAAGAUGAUGACAGACUCUUGCUAAAAGAAGACAGGACCCUGAAAGCAGCUGGAGUUGGAAUCAGCUCAGAAUUGCUGGAAUUAAUGGCCCACAAGAAUGCCCUCCUCUUCUCUCUGCCACUGUCCAGGGGCCUCCCCAUUUCUCAUCCUGACGGCGCAGACACCUUCUCAUCUGAUGCCCUUACCUGCAGACUCUCAUCCGUCCAGCUCAUGCUUCACACUUGCUGCCAGAGUGAACUUUUGAAAAUGCAAGUCUCAUGGUAUUUCUCCUUGCUUAAAACCAUCUGAUGAGUCUCUAUUUCCUUGGGAAUAAAGUGCACAUGAUUUAUUCCAAGUUGGUUUGAUUUCUAGCCACACCUCCAG
Nycticebus coucang (slow loris) is the source of this 855-nucleotide messenger RNA. It is a transcript of the gene C7H2orf76, whose product is annotated as chromosome 7 C2orf76 homolog. Lineage: Eukaryota; Metazoa; Chordata; Mammalia; Primates; Lorisidae. The transcript has 6 exons. The record is from RefSeq and is a predicted model, not a curated record. The coding region runs from base 247 to 780 and encodes 177 amino acids.